This is a messenger RNA of Schistosoma rodhaini, 512 nucleotides long. The record is from the annotation of a GenBank genome assembly. Lineage: Eukaryota; Metazoa; Platyhelminthes; Trematoda; Strigeidida; Schistosomatidae.
CAAUUUCGUAAACAACAGUAAUGCUGUGAGAAGGCAGUGAGUCGGACUUCCCUAGCAGAGGCUGUACACUAUGAAAUAUAACUAAAGAAUAUUGUAUUUGUUUGUGGAUUUAUGGUAGUUUUAAAUGUUAACUUUCGUUAAAAUAAAAUGCUUUUUUAGAUCUAUAUGCGCUGAAUAUUUCCAACUUUUGAAUGGGACACGUAUUAUGUAUGUUCAACCAUUUCUUAGCUCGACGAGCGAUGUUUUAGCUAGUAUAAGAGUAGAUCGGAAGAAAUCUAAGGCUGAACCAACCAAAAUGCAAUAUCAGUCCAUGGAAUUAUUGACUCUUGCUAUGUACAGAAUAUCUGGUUUGGGUCCAUGUGAUGAUAACCACGAUCGGUGGUUAAAAACGUUGGUUCACAAUCAAUCACACUGGCGCAGAUGCACUUACUCUUCAUUGUCUUUUGAAUCCCGAGAUUCAAAAUUGUUCCACAAGUUCAUCCAUUAUAUUCUGUAUAUUUAGUUACGCUAUG